AUGGGAUUGACUACUAAACCUUUAUCUUUGAAAGUUAACGCCGCUUUGUUCGACGUCGACGGUACAAUUAUUAUCUCUCAACCUGCUAUUGCGGCAUUCUGGAGGGACUUUGGUAAGGACAAGCCUUAUUUCGAUGCCGAACACGUAAUCGAAAUUUCGCACGGUUGGAGAACUUACGAUGCUAUUGCUAAGUUUGCUCCUGACUUUGCCAAUGAAGAAUACGUUAACAAGUUAGAAGGUGAAAUCCCGGUUAAGUACGGUGAAAAAUCUAUCGAAGUUCCUGGGGCAGUCAAGCUAUGUAACGCUUUGAACGCCCUACCAAAAGAAAAAUGGGCUGUGGCCACUUCUGGUACCCGCGAUAUGGCCCAAAAAUGGUUUGAACACCUAGGAAUCAAGAGACCGAAGUAUUUCAUCACUGCUAACGAUGUUAAACAAGGUAAACCUCACCCAGAACCAUACUUGAAGGGAAGAAAUGGCCUAGGGUAUCCAAUUAACGAACAAGAUCCUUCCAAAUCUAAGGUAGUAGUAUUUGAAGACGCUCCGGCAGGUAUUGCGGCCGGUAAGGCUGCUGGCUGUAAGAUCAUUGGUAUUGCCACUACUUUCGAUUUGGACUUUUUAAAGGAGAAGGGCUGUGACAUUAUUGUCAAGAACCACGAAUCCAUCAGAGUCGGAGGCUAUAAUGCCGAAACAGAUGAAGUUGAAUUCAUCUUUGAUGAUUACUUAUACGCUAAGGAUGAUCUACUGAAGUGGUAA
This is a messenger RNA of Saccharomyces mikatae IFO 1815, 753 nucleotides long. RefSeq names its product glycerol-1-phosphatase HOR2 (gene GPP2). Gene Ontology annotation, biological process: response to osmotic stress; glycerol biosynthetic process. The record is from RefSeq and is a predicted model, not a curated record. The transcript has a single exon. Gene Ontology annotation, molecular function: beta-phosphoglucomutase activity; sn-glycerol 1-phosphatase activity. The coding region runs from base 1 to 753 and encodes 250 amino acids. NCBI's taxonomy places the organism in Eukaryota, Fungi, Ascomycota, Saccharomycetes, Saccharomycetales, Saccharomycetaceae.